Molecule: messenger RNA, 3336 nt
Organism: Macrosiphum euphorbiae (potato aphid)
Lineage: Eukaryota; Metazoa; Arthropoda; Insecta; Hemiptera; Aphididae
Source: the annotation of a GenBank genome assembly
AUGUGGAGUAAUUUAGAAAAAAGCAAUAUUAUGGAUAAGUCUCAAGAUGUGGUAGCUGAAAAACUAAUUCUAACAUACAAGCAUUUAUUAAAUAGUCAUGCAAAAAGAUUGGAAAAAAUACAUAUUUUAAAAAAAGCUCUAUUUAUUUGUAAGUCUCCAGUAAAUAUAAAGGUUGAUGUUGCUGAUAAUGUAACAAUUGAUGAUUUAUUGGACAUUGAUAAUAAUGUAUUAAGUACUAUAUUAAAGAUUUUUGCAACAUUGAACUCUGAAAUUUUUUUUUUAAAAAAUGAUGUUAAAGUCAAAUUAUUUAAUUCUAUACUUUAUUAUGAAGAAUGUGAUGAAGAUGUAUCUACUGAGGGAUUAAUACCAGUUAAAAUUAGUAAAUUUUUACAAAUUUUAUUAGAACUCUCAAAUUUUGUUAAGCAUUGUGAAUAUUUGCUGAGUGAAAUACACUGUCAAUUUAUUAAUAUUUUUGAGUUUCAAUUAAUAACUGCUGAUAUUCAUUUCCAGGGUAUUUUUGAAUAUAUUGGUGAUUUACUAUAUUUAUUUGUUGAGUUGGAUAAGCUUAUUAUAUCACAACCAAUCUUACAACAACAUUGGUUUCAAUAUCGAGAUAUUUUAAAUACUAUAAAAUUAGAUCCAUCAAAAUAUGAUUGUAACAUAAAUGAUAUAAUUCAAUUAGAAAAUAUAUGCAAUGAUAUUGAAUCAACUUUAUUAUCUGGAAAUAUAUUUGAAAAAGUAUUAACUUCAGAUUUUAAAGGAAAAAAAGAAAUUCAGUCCUGUGAUGAUUUUGUGAAUGAGUUUAAGCUUUAUUUGAAUAAUUCUGUGCUGCUAUUAGGACAACGUGCUUAUCAGAAAUCUAACAACCCUCUACAAAUAUGGUCACGUAUUUGUUCUACUACCGUAUUUUAUACUUAUAUAUUUGGUGUUUUUGACAAGAAAUUACUUAAGCAAUUUACAGAUUUAUUAGAAAAGGUAAAUCAUAUUCCAUUGGAUGGUAAUUUAGUAUGGAAUCCAGAAAUGUUUGUAUUGAAUUUCAUAGGUCAUUUACUCAAACCUAAUACUAUAAGAAAAAAGGAAGACAAUUCUGAAAAAUGUACUUUGGAAUUAAUAGACGUUACAAAGAAUUUUUCAAAAACUACUUCUAAUUAUUUACAACAGGCAAUGAUUUGGUUUGCAAGAAGUGAACAUAUUGAGUUUAUUGAUUUUCACACUUCAAAAAUAGAAUACAUGCAUGACAUUUGUAACUAUUUGAAUGAGGGUAUUCAGUUAUGCACAUCCAUUAAGAAUACUGUUAUAACUUUAAUGAAUCUACACAGUACCCUCGGUAAACCAUUAAUUAAAUCGAAUGUAAUAUUAAUCUGUAGAUUAAUUGAAACAAUGAAAAAUAUUGGUUACAUUUAUCAAAAAAAUCAUAUUGUAAUGGAUAAAUUGAUAACAGAUAUAAUUCAAUAUUUUGAAUUUUUGUGCCUUUCUAUCAUUGGCCAAGUUAAAAUAUCAUGUGCAGAUGAUAGAAACUUUAAUACAAAAAAUGUAGAUAGGUUGUCGUCUUUAGAAGUAUCUGAGAAAUUACUGCAUGGACCGCUAGUAAAAAAUCGACCAUUGUUGAUAAAACUUGCUUUGAAUACAGCAAUUGGUUUGCAAGCAUUUCCAAAAGCUCAAAUAUUGAGUAUAACACAACAUUUAAAGAGAAUAGAACUUCUACAAUUAUUACAAGAUGAAAUUAAAAGUAUUUCAGAAAUAAGUUGUAUGUAUUGGCAUCGAGUUGUGUUUCCAUUAUAUUUUAAGAAUGUAAAAAAACAACACAAACAUUUUAAUGGUUUAUCGACAACAUUUGAUUUUUUGAAAGAUAUUUAUGAAGUGACAUAUUUUAGUGACAAAACUACAAAACAAAAUAUAUAUAAUUCAUUCAUAGAUGAAAUUUGUGGUCACUUAAAUCAUCAAAUUUUAAAACCAAUGAAUCCAAAUAUUGAAAAUGAAUUACGACUUCAUGUUAUGACCCAUGUUCACUGUGUUAAAACGAUGCUCAAUCAACCGGUUGAUAUAUAUAUGAUAAAACUUCAACAUUUGCAGUUUUUGACUAGUUUUAUAGACACUAAAAAUAGAGCAGAAAAUUACCUCAGUGAAACGUUUUAUGAUUUAACUGCUGUCGCUCUACAUGAUUGGCAUAAUAAUGGUGUAAUGAGAACAUUAGCAAAGUACAAAUUAAACUUAGAAACUAUUGAUGAUAAAUUACCAAAUCAUACUCUUGAACAAGGUUUAGAUGUACUAGAAAUAAUGAGGAAUUUAGAUUUAUUUAUUUCAAAAUAUUCAUACAAUUUAAGUAAUCAAAUAUUUAUUGAAAACUAUAGCACAAGUAAACACUUGAACACAAUAAAUAUUAAGCAUAUUAGUAAUUCUAUUCGAAUACACGGAACUGGAAUUAUGAGUACUACAGUUAAUACAACUUAUCAACUUCUUUGUGGAAAGUUAAACAUGUUGUCAAAAUAUUUGUAUGACGAGCGCGUAAAAUCAAAACUCAAAAAAGAAAUUACAUUUCUACAUGAAAUCCAAAAAACUAAUAAUAUGGUAUAUCCAUUUGAACGUGCAGAAAAGUUUAAUUCAAGUAUGAGAAAAAUAACAUUGAAUACAAAUCAAAAUUACAUUGAUCAAUUUAGAAUUCUUGUUACCCACAUUGGUAAUGCACUUGGUUAUGUACGAAUGAUUAAAUCUGGUGGUCUUAACUUUUGUUCAAUUUCAACUUCAUUUAUACCAGAUUUGAAAAAAGUGAUGCAAUUUGAAGAGAUAUGUAACGAUUCAGGAUUUACCAAAAACUGUUUAAUUUCUGGACACCACCUUGAUAAUGUUGUGCAUAAUAUUUGUCAAAAUAUUGCAGAAGGCACAAAUUAUUUUAAAUUAUUAAUUGAUGUCUUCAUCCAAGCCAUGGGUAACAGUAAUAAUUCACAUUUGCAUAACUUCUACAUAAUUAUUCCUUCAUUAACAUUGAAUUUUAUUGAACAUUCAAUUAAUUCCAAAGAGAAAAUGUAUAAGAAAAGUAAAGGAGCAAUGUUUACUGAUGAUGGCUUUGCAGUAGGUGUUGCAUAUUUACUACGUAUACUUGGCUUAAAAAAUGAAUUUGAUUCAUUGAAGUGGUUUCAAUCAGUAUCUGAAAAUUAUGAAGAAAAAUUGAAUGUACUAAAAACUCAAGAAAUUAAAGCUUUAAAAGAUGAUGCUAAGUUACAACAACCUCUUAGUUUGUCUUAUACAAGGCUUCAAGUUUACUAUAAAGAAUUCAUGCUAUUAUAUUAUAACAUUAAUAGUGCAAGGAUAUUUUUUCAGUCGAGGAAUAUUAAUUAA